UUUGAAGUGUCUUCGGCGCUGGAAGCGGAAGUGCCGCACACGCGCGUGUCUUUUUCAUUCAUUGCGGGAGUUUGCAUGUGUUGUUCAGUGUGAUAUUGAUAUAUUGAUAAUAACUCGAGAUCAUAAUGAUUAAGGAUAACUGCUGGAAUAUCCCUGUAAACGCCCCGGCGUGUAUGGAGAGACACCUGGACGCGGUGGACUACAGGAAAGACGGGUCUCUGCUGCUGGGCGCCUCCAGUCUGUCGGGCCGCAGCUGGCAGGGCUCGGUGUGGGUGUACACGGACCCCAAACUGGCCCCCAGCGAGGGCUACUGUAAGGCGGGCGUUCAGACUGACGCCGGAGUCACGGACGCUCGGUGGAUCUCGGAGCGCGCGCUGCUCCUGGCGUCAGACGCGGGGUCGGUGGAGUUAUGGGAGCUGGCGGAGGACGAGCGUUUACUGGUGAACCGCUUCAGUGCGCACGAGCAUGAUGAUGUGGUGACGGGUGUGAGUGUGUGUGUGGGCGAGACACGCGUCAGCUGCGGUGCCGACUGCAGGAUCAAAGUGUGGGAUCUGAGCCAGGAGAGCGUCAUCAGCUCGUAUACCGGUGACUCACUCUCUGCGGUCAGCUGUGUGUCGUGCUCUCCUGCAGACGAGUCUCUCUUCCUGUCGUGUGCUCAGGACGGAAGACUGCUGUUGUGGGACAGACGGAAAGACAAACCCGCCUCUCGCCUGGAUGUGGUGUCUCCGAGCUGCAGUGCGACCGCCGUCUCCUGGCACCCGCAUCAGAGCAGCAGCAUCGCAUACGGUGAUGAACUGGGCCGUGUGACUCUGAGAGAUCUGCAGUCGUCAGACGGUGUACGAACGACACACACACACACUCGCAGGGUCUCGGGACUGAGCUUCUCCUCGGACAGUGCUCCUCUCCUGGCCUCUGUCAGCGAUGAUUGCUCCGUUGCCGUGGUUACUACAGAGCUCAGAGAAAUUUUCAGGGACCGGCGGCACCAGGACUUCGUGC
Messenger RNA from Rhinichthys klamathensis goyatoka, 996 nucleotides. Its product is annotated as methylosome protein 50-like. Gene Ontology annotation, molecular function: protein binding. Lineage: Eukaryota; Metazoa; Chordata; Actinopteri; Cypriniformes; Leuciscidae. Gene Ontology annotation, biological process: oocyte axis specification. The record is from RefSeq and is a predicted model, not a curated record. Gene Ontology annotation, cellular component: methylosome.